GACAUCCCCAAACUAUUUACAGCGCGCGUCGAAAAACAGCAAGCUGAUGGAUCACUCUGGGUAUAUUUCUGGUGAUUUGGGCGUAAUUAGGAAAACCUGUCAGCCAAAUUCUGUUAUGAUUUCGUCUAGGGCUGGAGACAGGAAAAAAAGAGAAAUCGUCAGGAAAAUGACUGGUGAUAAAAUACUAUGAGCCACAAUUGCAAAUCAUUAUUUCUCUCAGUACCCAGUGGAGAAACGAGGGAGAAUUUCGGGUUUUCUUUGCUUGAAAAGGCAAAUUAGUCUACCCGGUUCACCUGACAUCAGGAAACUAAAUCUGCUAAAUGAAAAAGAGUUUUUUUUUAUGUACAAACUACAGACUCCUCCCAGACAUGUCUGGAAGAAAACCUCUAGUUAACAGCAGGAGUUGGCCACUGACAGACUUUCCAUCCACUCUGGCUGAUGCAUGAAUAAGCGUUUCUCUUACCUCUUUUACGCACGAACAAAAUGAAAGUUUUUAUUUCAACUGUGACAGUGUUGUGGGUGAUAUCAAUGCCCUGCAUGGAAGCCAUCCACGGACUGUACAACUUUGGACAGCAUGAUUUAUUCUACAAGAAGAACAAAUGCAAGCAAAUUCCUGCAAACCUCCUCCUUUGUCAUGAUAUAGAAUACACGGAGAUGCGCCUGCCGAACCUGCUCGGACACGAAACUAUGAAUGAAGUUCUGCAGCAAGCUUCGUCUUGGAUCCCUCUUGUUCAGAAGCAGUGCCACCCCGACACAAGAAAGUUCCUUUGCUCUCUUUUUGCUCCAGUUUGUCUGGACGAUUUGGACGAGCCCAUACAGCCGUGCAGGUCGCUAUGUGAAAGCGUCAAGCGUGGCUGCGCGCCUGUCAUGUCCGCGUUUGGCUUUCCAUGGCCAAAGAUGUUGGACUGUGACCGUUUCCCACUCGACAACGACCUGUGCAUACCACCUGCAAGCAUCGAGAACUUUGUGCCAGUCACCAAAGAGGUGCCCAGGAUAUGCGAUGCCUGCAAAGAAUCAGAUGAAAAUGACAACGAAAUUGUUGACAACAUUUGCAAGAAUGACUUUGCUCUGAAAAUCAAAGUCAAGGAGAUCUCAUACAUCAAUGGCGACACCAAAAUAGUGCCAGAGAAUAAGAGCAAGACCAUCUACAUGAUGAACGGUGUGACAGAGCGGGACAUGCGGAAGAUGGUGCUGUGGCUGAGGGAUGGACUGCAGUGCAUCUGUGAAGAGAUGAAUGACAUCAACGCCGCCUACCUGGUCAUGGGUCAGAAGAUGGAUGGCCAUCUGGUCAUCACCUCACUGAAGCGCUGGCAGAAGGGACAGCGGGAGUUUAAGAGAAUUUCACGCAGCAUUCGUAAGAUGCAGUGCUAGAAAGGACAGGCAAAAAAAUGUCAAUGUCGAAGGUCAAAUUUAGUUUAUUUUCCUUAUCCAGUUGACACACAACUUGCAGCUAUGGGUCACAUAAUCUGCUCUACAGCACAGCAAAGAUGAUUCCCAGGAUUCAGAAGACAACCUCUUGUUUUGUCUAUUGGUCAAAAGAGGCACAUACAGGAGUAAAAACUCAUUACAUAUAUAAACACAUUUUUUUUCUCUAAAGCUAUGAUGUAAGUGGGCCUGCAGGUAGUGGAUAAGGUACUAAAAAAAACAAAAAAAAAACAGCUAAACACUUUUUGGAAGUUCAGUCAUUGACUAUCUUAUUUUGCAUGGAGCAAGUGCCCCCUAGUGGACAGUUUCUAAAACUUUAAACUCUUCAACCUUUACAUUAAAACCUACUUACAUUAAGAGCUGGAAGUGUUGACAGCAUGAGAUGAGAAUCUGUUAUUGAAAUGCACAAAUGAACUACAAAAAUACUCUAGUAAAAUAUUUUGAUGAAGCGUUCCAGAUAAAGUAUUUUCAUCAUUAAGAAAAUCAACUCUGCCAUAGCUCCACUGACAUAAAAACUGAUUCAUCUUGUAUAGUGUGUAUUGAUAAAGGUGUGAUUCCUUUGUGUGCGUAGUGUGAUUUUCAAAUAUUUGUGUUUUUAUAUUCCGUUUUCUCAAGCAAAAAUGAGAGAUAGCUGGCUAUAUUCUCUUUCCAUUCAACAUUUUAAUAUUCUUGAUAAACCUUUUGUACGUGUGUAACUGCAGCAAUUUACCACCAUAUGAUAAAACUAAUAUUUUUCUACUCCAGUAAUUCAGUUAAACUUUUUUUUAUUUACAUCUUUAUUGUGUGUGUGUAAACAAAUUGGUUUGUGGAAGCAAGCUACACAUUUGUGAUUUUUGGUCAGUAGUGUUUUGAUGAGCAGUAACUUGGUAAGUAAUCAUGAGGUUUUGUGUAUGUUUGCUAUAGUAUGUAAAGUAUUUUUAGAAGUAUUACAGUGUAAAUAUCAAAUACUGUCAUUUAUUCUUGUAUAAAGUUUUCAGCAAUUAAAAGUUGCCAAGUACAUGUUUG
Molecule: messenger RNA, 2430 nt
Organism: Melanotaenia boesemani (Boeseman's rainbowfish)
Lineage: Eukaryota; Metazoa; Chordata; Actinopteri; Atheriniformes; Melanotaeniidae
Gene: sfrp2
Product: secreted frizzled-related protein 2
Exons: 3
Coding region: 484-1371 (295 amino acids)
Biological process (GO): canonical Wnt signaling pathway; non-canonical Wnt signaling pathway; negative regulation of canonical Wnt signaling pathway
Molecular function (GO): Wnt-protein binding
Source: RefSeq, a predicted model, not a curated record